AUGGCUGCCACAGAAAUAGUCAGUGUUACGGACGCCCCGUUAGACACGGAGAAACAGGUCCAGGAGACCGUCAUUCAUCUCGAGGAUGCACUCGCCUCGCUUAAUAUCGACCCCCGAGAAGCAGAUGAGGCUUUUGCUUUCUUACGGGACCAUCCCAAUGCCGACGGCGUCACUCAGGAAGCCAUUGCCAUUCUUGCGGAUGACGGUAAGCGCAAGGCACUCCUGCGGAAGAUCGACUGGGCAAUUCUUCCCUGUAUGAUCGCAACCUAUUUCCUGCAGUUCCUGGACAAGACGACCAUCGGUUAUACCGCUGUCAUGGGCCUCCGCGAGGAUACUCACCUCGUCGGCCAACAAUAUUCCGACGUUGCCAUGAUAUUUUACAUUGGCUAUUUGGCCGCGGAGUUUCCAACCCAGUAUCUCUCCCAGCGCAUAUCCCGACUUGGGAAAUACUUGGGUGCAAACAUCAUCCUCUGGGGUGCCGUCUUGGCAGCUCAUGCAGCUGCUCAGAACUAUGCUGGUCUGAUGAUCUGCCGUGCGUUGCUGGGAGUCUUCGAGUCGGUCGUUUCGCCCACCCUCGUACUGGUUGUCGCUAUGUGGUACAAGAAGUCGGAGCAAGGACGAAGAAUCUCCUAUGUCUACGUUUGCAACAGUCUGACAUCCAUCUUUGCGGGUCUCGUUUCCUGGGGCGUUUCGCAUACCAACAACAAGAGCUUCGCAAGCUGGCGAAUCUUCCUGCUCACGAUCGGCCUGGUCACAAUCGUUGUCGGUACCAUUGUCUUCUUCUACCUGCCAGAUUCGCCCGUCAAAGCCCGACGCUUCACCGAUGCCGAGAAAGUCGCGACACUUCUGCGCGUCAAGGACAACCAGUCUGGGACACAAAACGCCCAGAUCAAAAAAUCCCAGAUCCUGAAGACGUUCAAGGACCCUGGAGUGUAUCUGGUGGCGGUCUCGGUCGUGCUAUUGAGCGUCCCCACGGCCAUCCCCAACUUCUCCAGCAUCCUCUUGACCACGUUUGGCUAUACCUCUCAGGAAGCUCUGAUUCUGAAUAUCCCCGGCGGCGUGGUCGGUGCCAUCUCAACCAUCCUCAUCGGCUACCUGAGCGACAAAUGGAACGAUCGAAGUCUUGUCAUGAUCAUCAGUAUUCUCCCCACAAUCGCUGCCUUUGCCAUGAUGAUCGGACUUGACCCGGGCGGUGUCCCUAAGAGCAAAGGCGCUCUCCUGUUCGCCCUGUACCUCUGCAACUCAUUCACAUCGGCUUUCAUGCUCCUCCUCGUCUGGAACGCCUCCAACCUAGGAGGCCAUACCAAGAAGGUCACGGUCAACGCCUUGACGCUCAUGCUCUACUGCGCCGGAAACAUCGCCGGCACCGAGUCCUUCCGCGCGGCCGAAGCGCCCGGCUAUAUCAGCGGCAAGGCCGCCAUCAUGGCCACUCUGUCAGCUCAGGUCCUGGUCUGCCUCGUGCUGCGCUUCCGCAACGACCGCCUCAACAAGAAGAACCGCGAGAAACUCGCGGCCAUGAGCGAGGACGAGAAGGAGAGGCUGCGCCAACAACUCGCCUACGCCGACAAGACGGACCGGGAGAAUCCCUUCUUCGUCUACACCCAUUAA
Molecule: messenger RNA, 1608 nt
Organism: Cladophialophora yegresii CBS 114405
Lineage: Eukaryota; Fungi; Ascomycota; Eurotiomycetes; Chaetothyriales; Herpotrichiellaceae
Exons: 6
Coding region: 1-1608 (535 amino acids)
Biological process (GO): transmembrane transport
Cellular component (GO): membrane
Molecular function (GO): transmembrane transporter activity
Source: RefSeq, a predicted model, not a curated record